Molecule: messenger RNA, 1199 nt
Organism: Hibiscus syriacus
Lineage: Eukaryota; Viridiplantae; Streptophyta; Magnoliopsida; Malvales; Malvaceae
Product: grpE protein homolog 1, mitochondrial-like
Exons: 6
Coding region: 98-1045 (315 amino acids)
Biological process (GO): protein import into mitochondrial matrix; protein folding
Cellular component (GO): PAM complex, Tim23 associated import motor
Molecular function (GO): adenyl-nucleotide exchange factor activity; protein homodimerization activity; protein-folding chaperone binding
Source: RefSeq, a predicted model, not a curated record
AAAAAACCCAAUAACAUAUAUCUUCAAGUUUCCCCUUUUUGACCCUCUAAAACCCUAAACCUUCUUCUUCCUUCCUUCUCCUUCUUGUUCUUCAGAGAUGUUGAUGUCCAGGGCUUUGUCACGCGUCUCAAGGAGCGUUGGUGCACGCGCCUUGCUUCUGUCUGCUCCCAAGAGCGUUCAAACGCCAAGCUUUCCCCCUCAGUUUCACUCCCUUGUCUGUGAAUCACCGAAGAAGGUGAUUACAAAUGAUUUAUUUAAGCUGCAGUAUUCAAACCUAAAUUUCUCUGCAUUUCGACGAUUUGGGAUCUCUUCAUCGGCCUCUCCUGAGCCUUCCGGAAAGGAACAUGGGAGUACUGUAGAGAAUAAUGGUGAAGAUCCUGCGAAGCCAAGUGGGGAUACGAAUCCUGGAGAGGCUGAAGUUACAAAAGAAUCAGAUUCAGAUUCUGAGGGUGAUGGUGACCUAUCAAUGUCUGAUAUGGUGAAACUUGUGGAGGAAAAAGAAGAACUCCUGAAUGCCAAGCAAAAGGAAAUUGAACAAAUGAGGGACAAAGUUGUUCGGACUCUUGCAGAAAUGGAGAACGUUAUGGCCAGGACAAGACGGGAAGCGGAGAACGCAAAAAAAUUUGCCAUACAGAAUUUUGCAAAAGGCCUACUUGAUGUUGCAGAUAAUUUAGGAAGGGCUUCUACACAUGUUAAAGGCAAUUUCUCUAAGAUCGAUGAAUCCAAAGACACUGCUGGAGCUGUACCCCUCCUUAAGACACUCCUGGAAGGGGUUGAAAUGACCGAGAAACAGCUUGGAGAGGUAUUUAGAAAGUUUGGAGUGGAAAAAUUUGAUCCUACAAACGAACCAUUUGAUCCACACAGGCAUAAUGCUGUAUUCCAAGUACCAGAUAAUUCUAAGCCUCCUGGAACAGUUGCUCAUGUUUUGAAGGCAGGAUACAUGCUCUAUGAUCGUGUUAUUCGACCAGCUGAGGUCGGUGUUACUCAAGCAACAGAUAAUGAUGCAGCUGAGAAUAUCACAAGCGACAAAGGCUCUGAUGCUUGAUGGUAUCUUAGGUAAAGUUUUUAAUGGCAAAUUUUCAAAAACUGUUGCCUUUGUGAUAAAGAAUUAUACACAUUUGAGGGUUAUCAAUCUCUGAUUACACUACUCAUAGAAGACAUGUAUGUGCUCGUAAGUUAUUCGAAUUUGGUUUGAUCGA